Molecule: messenger RNA, 1170 nt
Organism: Colletotrichum paranaense
Lineage: Eukaryota; Fungi; Ascomycota; Sordariomycetes; Glomerellales; Glomerellaceae
Exons: 1
Coding region: 1-1170 (389 amino acids)
Biological process (GO): glucan catabolic process
Cellular component (GO): extracellular region; cell surface
Molecular function (GO): glucan exo-1,3-beta-glucosidase activity
Source: RefSeq, a predicted model, not a curated record
AUGAAGACGUCCAAUAUCCUAAGUUUCCUAGGCCUCUUUCUCGUCAGCGCAUCUGCUGUUCCAAAUCAGAAUUAUGUUGAUUGGAAGACCUUCAAGGCCAAUGGAGUCAACCUCGGUGGCUGGCUAGUUCAAGAAGCCGUCCUAGACGCCGGAUUCUGGAGUCAGUACGGCGGCAAUACCACCGACGAGUGGGGAUUUUGCGUCCGUCUUGGCUCGCAAUGUGGUCCGGUCCUGGAACGACGCUAUGCAACCUAUUUCCAGCCCGCCGACAUUGACAAGCUCGCCAAAGCUGGUGUCACCAUCCUCCGCAUCCCGACACACUACGCUGCUUGGAUCAAGGUUCCUGGCUCCCAGUUAUACACCGGCAACCAAAUUCAAUUCUUGAAGAACAUUGCGACAUAUGCCAUCACCAAGUACAAUAUGCACGUCAUCGUCGAUGUUCACUCCUUACCAGGUGGGCUCAACGGGCUGGGUAUUGGAGAGAAGGACGGCAACUAUGGGUGGUUCAACAACGAAACUGCCCUGGAAUAUUCAUACCGCACCAUAGAUGCCGUCGUUCAGUAUGUUCAAACCUCCGGGUUUCCUCAGUCAUACACCAUUGCACCCCUGAACGAGCCAGUGGACAACCGCGACUUCUCCAAGUUCGGUACGCCGGAUGCACUUAGCAUCAAUGGUGCUGCUUGGGUUGCAAAGUUUAUCAACGGAGUCCUCUCCCGAGUCGCAGCUCUCAACCCGAAGAUUCCAGUCAUGGUACAAGGCAGCUUUCGUCCCGAGACGUUCUGGUCGCCGUAUUUCCCUUCUGACGCAAACAUCGUUUUCGAUUCCCAUCAUUACUACUUCGCCGGCAGACCAACCACAUCUGACAACAUACCGACUUUCAUCUGCGAAGAUGCCAAGGGGUCUAUCAGCGAUGGGAAAUUUCCCGUCUUCAUCGGCGAGUGGUCGAUUCAGGCUCUCAGCAACAACACUUUUGCCAGCCGGGCCAAGAAUCUGAAUGAUGGGCUUUAUGCUUGGUUCAAGUAUACCCAAGGAAGCUCAUAUUGGACCGCCAAAUUUUCUGGAACCGACCCAGUCAAUGGUCAAGGAACUCAGAGCGAUUAUUGGAAUUAUGAAACCUUCAUUGAUUUGGGUGUCAUCGACCCAGCGUCUUCUGUGGGAUUUUGCGCCUAG